Messenger RNA from Zymoseptoria tritici IPO323, 1434 nucleotides. RefSeq lists its product as uncharacterized. The record is from RefSeq and is a predicted model, not a curated record. The transcript is spliced from 7 exons. Lineage: Eukaryota; Fungi; Ascomycota; Dothideomycetes; Mycosphaerellales; Mycosphaerellaceae. The coding region runs from base 1 to 1434 and encodes 477 amino acids.
AUGCCCGAAUGCGCAGAUUCUUGCUUCGUUGGGUUUGAGAAGGCGAUGAAGCCGUUUGCGAUCAGCAUUGGCUUCGUCCGAGGAAAGGUGAUGCUGGCUGGUUCUAGCCCUCUGACGCUCCCGUCCUCCCUCGCAGAGACGAAUCCGUCCGCAACGGCGGCCAGCGAUUACAACUCCCUCAUCGGCAUCAUCGACUCUAUCUUGUCGCUAACGCAAGAGAGCAGCAGCUCGACUCUCGCACUAUCCCGCGAUAUCACGACUAACGCAAGCAAGCGGUCAUACAGCGAUACAUCUGGGAUUUCCGUCGCCCUAGUUUCCGACAAGUGCAAGCGGCAAAAGCUGAGCGAUGCGACCUCUCCGGACUAUCUAUUCGAAGUUAGUAGUGACGCCGAAGCGCCACCGCGGGAUUCGGCGUCUCUUAAAGAGAAGUACAAGUCCGGCAACUUCGAGGAGGCCAACAACGACAUGGAGCUGAGCGACUUUGAAGAACACAGCCUGAAUACGAAGGACCAUGAUGAGGCCGAUUCCGAAGAGGCCGACAACGACGUGAACAGCAAUUCCGAGAUACGCAUCCCGGCAACAAGCGAUCCACACGAGGACGAUUCCCAAGAGUCCGACAACAACGCGGAGAGCAAUUCCGAAGUGCGCAUCCCGUCGACAAGCGACCCAGCCGAGGGCGACUCCGAAGAUGCCGACAACGACGCAGAGCUGACCGACUCCGAGAUGAGCAUCGCAACAAGCGACCCGGACGAAAGCGAAUCUGAAUUGGGCAUGGACGACCCGGAAGAAGGCGACAAGUACGACAGGGCCGACCCAAUGACCACCGGCAUGACCGACUAUGGUCCGGAGAGAUACGACGUCAUUGAGUGGUUCGACGAGGAGGGCAAUUUCCAAAUGCGAGCAGAAAUGGUACGCGAGGACCACGACGAGAGCGGAGACGAGGAGGAGCGUGAUGAUGAUGCGGUUGCGGUUACCUCGGUGCCUCCUAACGAAGCAGUGCAAGGCAAAGACGAGGAGCAAUCUGGCGACGAUGAGAUUGCGGUUACUGCGAUGCCCCUCACCAAAGGAGUGCAGGACAAAGACGAGGAGCCGGCUGAUGAUGAUGAGGAGAUUGCGGUCAGCGCAAAGCCUUUCACCAAAGCGAUGCAGGACGAGCACGAACCGAUGGCGCGACGACCUUCAUUUGUGAACUUCACUUUCCUUCUCUCAUGCAACGAUCAACAUGCCCACAGCACGAUGUCCGGAAGCGCCAGUCCGCACCAGCUGGCCACUUGUGUGUACAAGUCUUCAACAAUCUGGCAAACUCUCGCGGCGACCCUCGCACCCUCAAAGAAUCCUAACGAGGUCCAGCACAAAGCCCGGACUUAUACGCAUUCGAAAGCAUUUGAAAUGUUGUUCACGAGUCAACGAAUGAGGCGUGGGAGGCAUAAGUAA